Messenger RNA from Belonocnema kinseyi, 1331 nucleotides. Its product is annotated as odorant receptor 22c-like. Gene Ontology annotation, cellular component: plasma membrane. Gene Ontology annotation, biological process: detection of chemical stimulus involved in sensory perception of smell; sensory perception of smell. The transcript has 10 exons. Lineage: Eukaryota; Metazoa; Arthropoda; Insecta; Hymenoptera; Cynipidae. The record is from RefSeq and is a predicted model, not a curated record. Gene Ontology annotation, molecular function: odorant binding; olfactory receptor activity. Bases 1 to 1179 code for a protein of 392 amino acids.
AUGGACAUUGAAUAUAUUCCUUACUACAGGAUCAACAAAUAUCUUUUGCUAACUAUUGGACAAUGGCCGUAUCAAAAAAAAAUACAAAAAUUCUUGAUUACAAGUUUUCUUUAUAUUGCUCUUAUAAGUUUACUUGUGCCAGAGUUAGCAGGGUUGGCAAAAUACUGGGGAGACAUGGAUAUCACAAUAGAGUGUAUUCCGCCCAUUAUCAUAAAUUUUGCGAGCACUUCUCUGAUAACUAAUUGCAUCUACAAUAUGGACAAAAUGGAGCUGAUAGUAUCCAAAAUAAAUAAAGAUUGGAUUACUUGGUCAUCAGGGUCUGAAUUAGAAAUACUACAUAAGACGGCCGCUCAAGGACACAAAUUUAGUGUUGUAUAUGCAACCUACGUAUUCUUCACAACGCUUCUUUACCUUGGCUUGCCAGUUGUUCCUCAGUUGACGAACUUAAUCCUACCAUUGAAUGAAUCGCGACCCAGGAAAACGUUGUUCCCCACAGAUUAUUAUAUAAAUGUCGAAAAUAAUUUUUAUUACAUCUUAAUACAUGGUUACAUUUCCACUGUUGUUUGUGCACUUAUUAUUGUGAGCGUGGACACGUUUUUCAUAGUAGUUAUUCAGCACGCCUGUGGAAUUUAUAAAAUUUUAGGAUUUAAAUUAAAGACUCUUUUGAACAAUGCUGGCAAUGAUUCUAUAAACAAUAAUGAUAAACUUCAAGACGAUAUUGAUGUGGAGAUUAAAUUUUGGGUCCGGAAUCACAGAAGUAUUAUGAAAUUCGUGAAUGAUAUCUGUGAUUUCUUUUCAACUUGUUUCUUUCUGACCUUGGGUUUCAAUAUGUUAAUUAUGAGUGUCACAGGGGUUCAGACAGUGAUGAAGUUAGAUCAACUGUUUGAAGCCAUGAGGUUUGGGACUUUUACUAUUUGUCAGAUGUUUCAUCUCUGCUACCUUAGUAUGCCUUGUCAACAAUUAAUUGAUCUCAGCGUUGGCAUAUCCGACAGCAUCUACGAUGGUUAUUGGUAUAAAUUGUCUACUGGAUCGCAAAAGCUUUUACUGAUGAUAAUGAGAAGAAGUGCAAUCCCUUGCACAUUUACAGCCGGUACAUUGUACACAUAUUCAAUACAGAAUUUUGCGGCGGUUGUUCAAAAAUCAAUGUCGUAUUUUACGGUAUUGUCAUCAAUACGAUAAUGAAUUAUUCGCGCUUUGCAAUAUAUUACAUUAUGAUGAAAAAUCGAAAGAGGAAAGCUCAUUCAGUAUUUGGAAAUUCAUUUUAAUGAAUAGACUCAAAGAAGAACUUAAUUAUUGAUUUUAAUCAUAUAAAGUGAUUACAUGUGAGAAAA